AUGCUAACGAAGCAGCCUACGAUCCACGCGAUGGCGCAGAUGGGAGACGUACAGGCGAUCAAGAACCUGCUCGAAGACAACCCCCAGCUCGUCAAUGAGCGCGACGACCAGGACGUCACGCCUCUCCACUGGGCAGCUAUAAACGCCCAUAUCGGCGCGUGCCGACUGCUCCUGGACGAGGGUGCCGAUGUCGAUGCCAUCGGAGGAGAUCUCAAGGCUACUCCGCUUCAAUGGGCUGCUCGCCUGUCGCCGUUGACGAGAAGGACUCGGACGGACACACGGCGCUCAUGCGACGCCCUCUCCGUCGAACUCCUACUCCGCCAUGGCGCUUCUGUGACUGAGUGCGACAAUUCGGGCUUAACGCCGCUGCACUGGGCGGUUGUGAAGGGAUCUGUCGGUUGCAUCAAGAAGAUUGUCGAGGCGGGCGGCGAUUUUGACGUCCGUGACAAUCAGAACAAGGCGCCGCGGGAUAUGGCCGUCGAGCUCAAGGGCGAGUCGAAUCUGAACAUGGCACUCGAUGAGGCCAACUUCUACCGCGAUGGACACAGGAUACAGCCGCGCUUCAGUGACCGGGUCACGAUGGCCCUCGCGUUCGGGCUGCCGAUCGUGACGCUACUCAUCGCGUUCAAGGACUUUGAGUGGCUGGAGUGGUACUACGCGUGGCCGUUGCUGUUCGUGACAAUGUGGUUGAUGCAGCUGGUGGUCCUGAAGCACAUCCCGCUCGCCAACCGAACGCAGUACUCGCCCUUCUUCCCGAGCAUCAUCAUCGCGUCUCUGUUCUGGGUUGGCGAGGUGUGGGUUACGCGCCUGUUUGCGGGCACACCAGGCUACCUCGUGUCAAACCUGUGCUUCGUGCUCGCGUUCGCGGCAUGCUCGUUCUGCCUGUACAAGGCGAUCCGCGCCGACCCGGGCUUCGUCCCCGUCUCGUCCGAGGCCGAGAUUAAGGCCGAGAUCGAGGACCUGACGGACGAGGGACGGUUGAACGGCACCAACUAUUGCAUCUUCUGCAUGGUGCGCAAACCGCUACGGUCAAAGCAUUGCAAGACGUGCAACCGCUGUGUCGGCCGGUUUGACCACCACUGCCCUUGGAUCUGGAACUGCGUCGGGUACAACAACCACCGCUACUUCCUCGGUUUUGUGUUAGCGCUGAUUGUCGGCGUCAUCUUCUUCGAUCGGCUAUCGAUUGCCUAUAUCAAGGAGAAUGCGCCAGCAGCGCCGCCAAUCGAUCCGAACGACACCUCGCUAUGCGACUUCUCCACAGUCCUCUGCCGUGGGGCACCGUACGAUUCGUUCCUCGUCGCCGUCGCGGCCUGGGCGACGCUGCAGCUAUCAUGGACGUCGGUCCUGGCCAUUUCGCAGCUGUACCAGAUCAUGCGCCAGAUGACGACGUUCGAAGUCUCCAACCUCGGCCGCUACGGCUACAUGGGCGGGCGGGGUGGCACGUCGCUGCGGGAGCAGGACGGCGCCAUGGCGAAAGUGUACCGCGCGAACCCUCAGGCGGCCACCGGCGAGCGCGAAUGCGAGCACAAGCACGGACACGGCCGCUGCGGCGUGCCGGGGCGCAUCUGCUCCGCGCUCUGGAUGAAGAUCACAGGCCCCUUGUUCCGCCUCCUCGGCUUUGAUCGGUUCACGAAGGGCAAGGCUGUCAGUGGCAUGGCGCGCGCGCGGAGGGACCAGAACCCCUUCGACCUGGGUCUUGUCAAGAACUGCACGGACUUCUGGAUCGGAGCCAACGGUGUCGAUUAUGCCAGCCUGUACGAUGUGCCGCCUGAGGGGUGGGCGGCGUACAGGAAGAAGAUGGCGCAGGGGGCGGGGUACGAGCGUGUCGCGCAGGAGGACGUGUAG
Messenger RNA from Trichosporon asahii var. asahii CBS 2479, 1845 nucleotides. RefSeq names its product palmitoyltransferase. Bases 1 to 1845 code for a protein of 614 amino acids. Gene Ontology annotation, cellular component: Golgi membrane. Gene Ontology annotation, biological process: protein palmitoylation. Gene Ontology annotation, molecular function: protein binding; palmitoyltransferase activity. Lineage: Eukaryota; Fungi; Basidiomycota; Tremellomycetes; Trichosporonales; Trichosporonaceae. The record is from RefSeq and is a predicted model, not a curated record. The transcript is spliced from 7 exons.